GGGACAUAAAGUCAUGUCCAUCAUAAAUUGUGUAAUUCUUACAUUUCACAGGCUUUUAAGAUGAAUGAUGAGGUGCUGUGGUCAGUUGUACAAUUUUGGAAUGGUGGGACAGAUGUUGUUCUUCAGAGUUGGUUGAAAGACAAGACCAUGUUAUGGCCACCCCAAAAAAUAAACAUUACCAAAGCUCUUCGAGACAAGAUGGAACCAGAUGACAAAUGGGUCUCCUACAACAAUGUCCGCCAACUUGUUACCUGUAAAACUUAUGAUGAAGCUAGACGACGAGAAACCAAGUACAACUCAACAAUGUGUGCAACCACUGAAUUAGAAACCGAGGACGAAGGAGAAGAAAGGCAGAAAAGAAAAAAAAGGCCAAAUCCAAAGUAUCUAGACUCAGACCCAGAUGAGCCAUCGACUGGUCACCUUAAGAUAAAACCGCUUCCCAGACCACCUGAUGUGGGCGUUCCAGGAGGGAUGUCAAAUUACAGUCAAUUCCAAGAGACGCCAAAUUACUGCCAGGCCCAGGCUGUAUGGUCCCCAGAGCAUACAACGGAAGUUGGUGACGUUUACAGCCAUUCUGACAACUUGAUGCCUGAUCCAAGUAACAAUACAACACCAAGAUCAAACCAUUAUGGACAUCUUAGGCCCUCACAACUGUCAAGAGAUGUUGUGUUUACAGGUGCCUGUGACCAACGAUCAACACAUGAGCAAGUUCACAAUGAAAUGAUGUCAGCAUCCGGUGCUGUGCAAUACCAUCAGUUGCAGGUCCCACAGGGAGAAAAUUUAUUCCCACCCCACAUUUCCAGGCGAUACACCCCCUUGCGUGCUCAUCAACAUGCUCAAAACGGUAUGCAGUACUGUCUUCUAGGUCAAUAACCACAACUUACUAAUGAAAUAUCAAAUAUCUUGUCAUUUUUUAUGCCCUCUAAUGUCGGAUAAGUAGACAGUUUUUUUGUGUGUGAAGUGUGAAAGGGAAGAGCUUUAUUUUCUUAUAGAAGGCAUUGCUCAAGAGUGAUCAGUAGUAGAUACAUUUUCAAGUGGGUUGGCAGUUUGAGCCAAAUAAGAGAGAAAAUAGUUGUAAUGGUCUUGUAAUACCACUGGGAAGGCGGCCUGGGUAGGCUGAUGAAUUUUUUUUUAAAUUUAUUAUUAUUAUCUUUAUUUCAUUAAAAAAAUAACACAACAGAUACUAAACAAUAUUCAUGAAAACACAAUAUAUAUUUGAAUGAAAGGGAGCAGAUAGAAGAAAAAAUCUUAUAAUUUCUUUGUUUGUGUUGAUGGUAAAGAAAUGCAUAUAAUUAACAUACGUUGUCUUUAUAGAUGUGACCAUGCAGGCUGACAAUGAACAUAUUUUGAAAGGUAAGUAUUAGAAACUGUUAUGCUCUGCCACAUCCCAAUGCAUGGUCAGAUCUUUUAUUACUAGAGCUGCAGCAAACACAUUUUUUUGAUUGUCGACUAGUCACAGAUUAUUUUUGACACUGAUCAGGUCAUGCAUACACGGAUGCAAAACAUACAGCUUAUUGCACCACCAUUCAGCUGGACGGGAUGAUAGUUUGAUAAACUUAAUGAACUUUGGACCUUGUAGCAACAAACAUUAACUGUAGCAAAAAGUGCAACAUUCCUGUAAGUGUUCAAAACUGCUGUUUGCUUAUUGGCUGCAGCACAGCACACAUGUUCUUCAAGGACAGAAAGGCAGACAAGGCAAUGGAAGGUACAGUGGCACAGGGUUUCCCCCAGAAAAUGUGAUAAGCCUCGCAGACCAGACCGUCUGGGAUGAAAACUGUGUUUGACAGAUCAUUCUGUUGGACGGAUUGUUAAGUUCCGCUGCUGUUUCUCUGCAGUAUCAGUUGAGCCAAGCAAAGGCUUAUAAAGCGCUGGGGGAAACCCUGGUGGCAGUUUGAGGGAAAAAAUGCAUAUAAUUAACAUACGUCUUAAAAAAUAAAACGUCGAUAACUAAAUUUGUCGCCAACGAUUGUACUAGUUGACAUAAUCGUGACUAAUCGACUAAUCAUGGCAGCCCUACUAACUAUUAAAUACUUCACCACAAAAGUAUUCAGUACAUUUUUGUCUCAUGAAAAUUUGUUUACUUUUUUAAGACAUUGCCAUCCGAAAGAUGACUGAAAUGCUUUCCCAAGUACUAGUGGUUGUGAAGGAAGUAUCAAGAGAUGUACAGUUCAUCAAGAGUGAAUUGGCAGAUGGUAAAAUUACUCCAGCUAGUUGUGAAGGACCACUGCCAGACACAGUUCAACAGAUGUUGCCCAUCCAGUUGCCAAUCACCUCUGAAGAUGACUUCAACAAGGCUGAAUUAUUGCUAAAAAAUGAGCCAGACCGUCAAAAGAUGAUUGCUCGCUUGGCCUUAGUGGGAGGCACUACCUCCACCUGUAUGAUUCGAAGAAUGCUUGUGACAGUUUUGACCAACAGCCUGGCCUGCAAGUUCAAUUGGGCAGGUAAAAAAAGGACACCGCAUGAUUCCAAGCAGCCGUUCAAAGACACAAUGAUGCAAGACUGCAUGUUUGCUGCUGCUCGGCAGUAUGACAGACAUCUCACGCAACAGGCCUUCAGCGACACUGUGAAAAAGUGGCUACGUUACGCCCCAUGGCGUGCUGGAGGAAAAAAGAACAACUAGAGGUAAAUGAAUUUGAUAAUACUAAACUGCCGUUUGCAUGAGU
Messenger RNA from Nothobranchius furzeri (turquoise killifish), 2663 nucleotides. The record is from RefSeq and is a predicted model, not a curated record. Lineage: Eukaryota; Metazoa; Chordata; Actinopteri; Cyprinodontiformes; Nothobranchiidae.